AUGUAUUCAAAUAACAAUCAACAAAGUUAUAGUGAAUCUGAUUAUAAUAACUAUGAAACAGAUAAACUUCAACUUAAUGUGGGAUAUCAAAAAAGUGUUAAUGCUAUAGUUGUUAAUAAAUUUGUUGAAAGACAUAAUUAUUCUUUUGCACCACAUAGAAAAAAGUUUGCUCUAGGCUUAUAUUCACUUUUGCAAGAUGUUUUGGAUACAAUAAAGGUUCUAACACAGAAAUAUAAACUUGGAGCAAAGGCUCAAUAUCAAAAAUUCAAAAAAGCAAAACACAAAGAAUGUUUAAAAGAAUCAAGCUCUACACAAGAAGUUUUUCAAAAUUUAGAUAUAGAGACUUCAAGAUCCACUAAACAAGCUAAUAUAGAAACAAAUAAUAAUAAUAUUAAAUCAAAACUGGGGGUUCAGUAUUGUGGUAACUGCUAUGAACCAGAACAUUAUACUACUACUUGCAAAUUUUCAGAAAAUUAA
Messenger RNA from Dentiscutata heterogama, 477 nucleotides. NCBI's taxonomy places the organism in Eukaryota, Fungi, Glomeromycota, Glomeromycetes, Diversisporales, Gigasporaceae. The record is from the annotation of a GenBank genome assembly.